AUGGUUGGAGACACGGGCAAAAGAGGCAUGAGGUGGGGAGCAAGGCAGGCCGGAGAGUUUGGAGUUCAGGCUUCAACUUUUGUGCAGGCUGCAGAUACACUGGCGGUGCGGCAGAAGCGGCGGAUAUAUGAUAUCACAAACGUCCUGGAAGGCAUUGGGCUGAUCGAGAAGAAAUCAAAGAACAGCAUCCAAUGGAAAGGGGUGGGUCCUGGCUGCAACACACGUGAAAUAGCUCACAAACUCAUUGAGCUGAAGGCAGAUAUAGAGGACCUGGAACAGCGGGAGCAGGAGCUGGAGCAGCAGAAGAUGUGGGUCCAGCAGAGCAUCAAAAAUGUUACAGAAGACGUGCAGAACAGUCGAUUAGCAUAUGUGACGCAUGAAGAUAUCUGCAAGUGUUUCACAGGAGAUACCCUGCUGGCAAUUCGAGCCCCGUCAGGCACGCGUUUAGAAGUUCCCAUCCCCGAGGGCGUAAAUGGGCAGAAGAAAUACCAGAUCCACUUGAAGAGCACAAGUGGUCCAAUUGAUGUCCUUUUAGUAAACAAAGAUGCUUGGAGCUCUCCACCUGUAGUGCUACCUGUCCCUCCCCCUGAAGACCUCAUUCAGUGCCAGCCAGUUGUGCCCUCAAAACCGCAGAUCCCACCGCUUGCCCAUUUCCAGGAGGCAUCUGUGCCCAGCAGCACCCAGCCUUCCACACCAACGCCUACCAGCACUCAGGACCACAGCCCUCCCGCACAGAAAGCUCCUAGCACAGAAUGCAGUGUCUCCGUGGUGGAGCCCAAGAGCAGUGGUGGGGACUUUGAGCCUCUCAGCUCGGUGCCCGCGCCGGCCGGCCAGCCAGCUGGGUUGGAUACGCAGCCGCUGCAGUCUUCUGCCUCGCUGGACAGUGGCUCCGUCCUGCCCAACCCCUCUACCUCCUUUGAGCCCAUCAAACCAGAUGCCACAGGAGUACUGGAACUUCCCAAAGAGCUCUCAGAGAUGUUUGAUCCAACAAGAGAAUGUAUGAACUCUGAGCUGCUGGAAGAGCUGAUGUCAUCUGAAGUGUUUGCCCCGUUGCUCCGCCUCUCCCCUCCUCCUGGAGAUCAUGACUACAUCUAUAACCUGGAUGAGAGUGAAGGCGUCUGUGACCUCUUUGAUGUGCCUGUCCUCAACCUCUGACUUCUCAGUGCGGCUGUGAGCCUCGCAAACACAGACCAUUUUGUAACUCUUUGGAAAGUGUCUAUUUUUGGAUUCCUUUUGUGCUAGAGCUCAAUGAAUGAGCAAUCCAGAGAUGCUCUCAUGUGGACCCAAAACCAAGAGAUACGGACUUGCAGGCCGGGAGCCUCCCUGUAGUUUUUUUUCCUCCCUGUGUUGCACAUAUGAGGUCUUUGACUUAAUUCGUCCCGCUGUAUCCCUGUCUCUCCACUGGAUCCUGGGCCUCACUUCAAAGGGUCUGUUUUUGAGUGUUCCCAGUUCAGCUGUAGAGUUUGCCCAUGUGCCUCUCCGAGCUUCCUCAGAUCUGCAUGCCUUGGAUUUCCUGCAAUCCUAGAUGCACUUUGCACCUCCUAGGUACCAGCUGCUACAAGGAGCCUUAGUAUUGUGGUCAGUUCACAAGCCCGGAGGUAGUUAGCUAGGUUUUUCAUUGUGAGCAGUUCAGUUUGGGGUUGUUAUGUUUUG
Tinamus guttatus (white-throated tinamou) is the source of this 1653-nucleotide messenger RNA. The record is from RefSeq and is a predicted model, not a curated record. Lineage: Eukaryota; Metazoa; Chordata; Aves; Tinamiformes; Tinamidae.